AAAAUUACAUUCGAUAAUAAACAAUAAUUCAUAUUUAUCAUCUGACAUUUGAUUUUCGAAUUUUUAGCUAUUUAUAAUUUAGUAGCUUAAAAAAACUUUUUUUUCGCUAAUAAAUGUCUUCUGCGGCAGUUAUCAACCGAAAUAUCUCCGGCUAAUGAUUAAUUUUUUUAUUUGAUAUUGUUAACAUAAGUUACUGUAUAUAUUUAUUAGACCUAUCAGAUGUCUUUAAGAAUCAAAUUGAUAUAAUUUAGCGAAAUGGGCUUAUGCAAGUGUCCUAAACGUAAAACUACAGGCCAUUUCUGUUUUCGCCAUUGUGUAAAUGUAUGUGAACAUUGCAUAGUGAACAAUCAUACUACAUGUAUUGUUAAAUCAUAUACCACAUGGUUAAAAGAAGCAAGCAGUAGUGGCGGUAGUGUCUCCUCUUCUUCUACUGCUUUUUGUGUUGUUUGUCAAAAACAGUUUGAAUCAUCUGAAAAAUGUUUGAAAGCUGUCCGUUUAUUGUGUUAUCAUGUUAUUCAUUAUAGGUGUCUCUCAUUGCUUGUAAAAAACCAUUUAAAGCAAGGCAAUAUUCAAGGAAAUUUAAAAUGCCCAUCAUGUUCAAGGGUUCUUUGGGUGAGGCAAAAUGAGAAUGAUAUCCAAUUAGAUUCACCUGUAGCUUUGCAAUUAUAUAAAAUUUUUGAGGCUGAAUGGUGGGGAAAAUCAUUAAUUUCUAAUGAACCUAUAGAUGCUGGGGAACUUGAAAAGUUUUUACUAGAAGAUACUAAGCAAGAAUCAACUAUUACUAUUCAAGAAACCUCUCUUAGUUCUAAUGUUCAACCAUUAUCUGAGAUAAUUCAAUCAAAUGGCACACCUCAUCAUUACUAUUAUCAAGAACCACAAUCUUCUAUAGAGUCAACUAAUAACAUAGUAAAACAGGCAGUUCAUCAUAGAUAUAAUAAUGUUAUUCCAAAUCAGCCAGAAGAGCAAGAACAACAGCAGUUGCAAAGUUCACAAUUUAUUGGUCAAGCUACAAAUAAACAAUUAUACAAAACAUAUAAAUCUCCACUGUUGUCAAAUAAUGAUGAUGACUAUCCUAGUGAUAAAUAUUAUAGAAAACCAAAAAAAUUUGAAAAUCAGUUGCUGAACUUUAUUAAUGGAAUAUGGAAUUCUCAAUAUAAAGUUUAUAUAUUUAUAGUUGCUAUAAUAGUUGUUAUACUCUUUGUAGUUUUGGUCUCACAUUCUAGUGAUGACUCAUCAAUAGACAAUAUAGUUGAUUAUGGUGGUGAUGGUGACUCAAACAAUAAUGAAGCUAUUUUAGAUAAAUUAUAGUUACUUCAUUUUGUUUGUUUUAUUGUUAAGAAUGAAAAUAUGUAUUCUUCAGGGUUUAUGUAUGUUUAUAUUUUUUAGUUUUAUAAAUAUCCCAAUUAAAUAUAAGAAAAGAAUAUCUAUACCAUUUAUUGUUAAACUAUAUAAUUAAUCAAUGAUACAUGGUUAAAAUAUAUUAACUGUCAAUUUGUUGAUA
Molecule: messenger RNA, 1501 nt
Organism: Daktulosphaira vitifoliae (grape phylloxera)
Lineage: Eukaryota; Metazoa; Arthropoda; Insecta; Hemiptera; Phylloxeridae
Product: zinc finger protein-like 1
Exons: 7
Coding region: 256-1308 (350 amino acids)
Cellular component (GO): Golgi apparatus
Source: RefSeq, a predicted model, not a curated record